UCUCUCUCUCUCUCUCUCUCGCCGGCAGAGUCAGUUAGCUUUCAAGAUACUCAACCCAGACGGCGACAAGUAUCAGAACUGUCUCUUAAUCCGCGACUCAGGACUCUUGGACACUGACUGCAAGAAACACAGCUGCGCCGCCUGCCGCACCACCGCCGGGAGCACCUGGACGCUUAGGGGCACGUGUGAGGAGGAGGAGCGCAUGUAUUACUUCGACCUGGUUGCGAUGCCCAUGUCCUUCCGGGGCUACGGGGAAUACAGGGUGAGGAAGGUGGAGAACACGUGGGAGUGGUACAACGCCGUUACCAACACCACCAUGGCCACGCUGUCGCCACUCAGCCUCAACUACCCCGUUGGGAGACACAAAUGGAACCUUCAGGUGCCAGUGUGUGGGCAGAAGGGCGGCCAGCGCAUGCUCACCCUCUCCCCUUGCGUCCCCGGGGAAUUCACUUGUGACGAUGGCUCCUGCAUCGCCUUCUCCAAACGGUGUGACCUUAAGUUCGACUGCAUAGACAAAACGGACGAGAGCUUCUGUGACAUCGUUAAUUUCCCGGGCGACUACAGGUCACGACUGCCGCCCCGCCCUGCGUCGGACGAGGCCCUGCCUAUAGCGGUGGCGGUCUCCAUGGACACCCUGAACAUCGACACCACCACCAUGCUGCUCUCCGUCAGCUACAACCUGCGCAUGACCUGGCUGGACAACAGACUCACCUACAACAACCUCAAGCCUCUCACACGCCUUAACACAGUGUCGCAGGAGCAGGUGGCGCAGCUGUGGCGUCCCCAGUUGGGCUUCAUAAACACGGACGACAUACAGCAGACCAAGGUGGACGAGGACGCGGUCACCACAGUCUUCCGGCAGCACCCCGUGUACACUCCCAACCUGGCCGAUCCCUAUGAAGUGGAAAUCUACCGCGGCGACACUAACCCCUUGUCCACCACGCGCAAGUACUCCACCAUUUACACCUGUAACUUCGACCUGGUCCUCUACCCUUUCGAUAUUCAGGAGUGCUACCUGCGACUUCAGAUCAUCUCCGCAUCCUCUGAGUACCUCGUCUUCAACGUCAACGACUCUGCGGUGGAAUAUCUUGGCCAGAAGUUCUUAGUGGAGUAUGGCAUCGGGAAAAUCAACCUGAAGGAGAGUGACGGCGGCCAGUACGGCGAGGUGCAGGUGCAAGUCGAGUUGAUCCGCCGCUAUGGGUUUGCCAUGCUCAACAUCUACAUACCGUCAGUCACGCUUCUCACCAUCAGCUACGUCACGCUUUACUUCAGGCCGACUAUCUUCGAGGUGCGUGUCAUGACCGCCCUCACCUCCCAGCUGGUGCUCGCCACGCUCUUCACGCAGGUGUCCACGUCGCUCCCCAAGACCUCCUACUUUAAGAUGGUCGACAUCUGGCUUCUGUUCUGCAUCUUACUCAUAUUCUUCAUCAUCAUUUUCCACACGAUCAUCGACCUCCACCUCGACUACGGCGACACGUCAUUCACAUCCGGUCCUCCUUUCCAAAAGAUUUCCUCGGGGAGCACAGGAGUCACGCGCGUCAGUCCCAUCAACGGCAAAGAAGGCGAGACAAAGAACUACAAAGAAAUAUUUAAACAUUCCUUCCUCAGCAAUACUGUGAAAUUUUACAUAAUCCUCUCUAAAAGCACGAUUUUCGCCGUCUUCCUGCUGUUCAACGCCAUUUACUGGGGCACGCUGGCUAAGGACUCAGGCUUAGUGUACUACUACUGAGGGAAGCACGUCUUUAUCCGCAACGGGAGUCUUGUAUCUUUAUCUGUGGCUCGUGGCUCACCGCUGUGCCACCGCGUAAUUGAAUGGACUUCUAAGCCCUCCCGCCACUCAGCCUUGUACGUUAAUUCCUUCACCACAAAGCAAGAUUCUCAUUUAGAAUUACGACUUUGUACCUCCCCCACACACACACAAAAGCAAACUACAAUCAGACGCAUCACAAGGAUUAAGAGGAAAAAUAAAUAUGACAUCAACCAACAGUAUAUGAAGCACACGAGAUAAGACGCCUCCAUGCACUGCCAUCAACUGCACGACGACGACAACCACCACCACCACCACCACCACCACCACUUUCCUAGUCUAAUCACCACACACGAAACAAUCCAGCACACACAUACAAACAAACACUAUUCCACCUCGCGUGUUUUGGUUCAAUAGACGAAAAGUAAGUUGUUUUUUUUUCUUCUCUUUCCGUACAUCCAAUGACGUGAACCAAUUAAUUAACGGAGCAACAGGUGUUUUCAGACUCCACAAAACUCAUGCUUCGUCACGCAAUACAUGUAAAGAGGUUACAAGCAGACGC
Scylla paramamosain (green mud crab) is the source of this 2309-nucleotide messenger RNA. RefSeq names its product gamma-aminobutyric acid receptor subunit delta-like. Bases 203 to 1729 code for a protein of 508 amino acids. Gene Ontology annotation, molecular function: neurotransmitter receptor activity; transmembrane signaling receptor activity; protein binding. The record is from RefSeq and is a predicted model, not a curated record. Gene Ontology annotation, cellular component: neuron projection; synapse; plasma membrane. Gene Ontology annotation, biological process: nervous system process; signal transduction; regulation of membrane potential. The transcript is spliced from 8 exons. Lineage: Eukaryota; Metazoa; Arthropoda; Malacostraca; Decapoda; Portunidae.